AUGUCUACCAUCAAGGAAAUCAACAGUAUCCCCGAGUGGGAGCAGCUGCUCAGUUCUGUCCCUUCCACUACCCUCGUCAUAGCAUCAUUCCAUGCGCCGUGGGCCGCACCAUGCGCGCAAAUGGCCACCGUCCUGUCGACCCUCGCUUCUGAAUAUCCAGUCACCGAACCUCCUACCACAAAGUGGGUUUCCAUUAACGCAGAGGAUCUGAGCGACCUCAGCGAGACGUACGAUGUCACUGCAGUCCCUUUUCUUGUCCUUUUGAGGAACGGCCAAGUUGUCGAGACUGUGAGUGGCAGUAGCGCCGUAAAGGUGCGCACGGCGAUCGAGACACAGGCAAAGCAAUCUGGUCAGAAUUCAGAGGAAAGCGCACAGAACGGUAUCGAUACCAACGAUGCCGAAGCCGAGGAGCAAGAUCCCGAGAAGAAGAAGGAGGAGCUUUUCAAGCGUCUUGGGGACCUCGUAAAGGCUGCACCCGUCAUGCUCUUUAUGAAAGGUACACCUAGCUCUCCUCAAUGCGGCUUCUCCAGACAAUUGGUUGGGCUACUGCGCGACAACUCGGUCAAGUAUGGUUUCUUCAACAUCCUCGCCGACGACGAAGUUAGACAAGGACUCAAGGAAUUUGCGGAUUGGCCAACAUACCCGCAGCUCUGGAUCGAUGGUGAGCUCGUUGGUGGACUGGAUAUUGUCAAGGAGGAAAUGGCCAACGACGCCGAGUUCCUUACCAAGUACAGCGUCAGCGCUCCCGCAGCUGUAUGA
Molecule: messenger RNA, 759 nt
Organism: Fusarium tjaetaba
Lineage: Eukaryota; Fungi; Ascomycota; Sordariomycetes; Hypocreales; Nectriaceae
Product: glutaredoxin
Exons: 2
Coding region: 1-759 (252 amino acids)
Molecular function (GO): 2 iron, 2 sulfur cluster binding
Source: RefSeq, a predicted model, not a curated record